AAUUGUAGUGAAGAAAUAUCAAAAUUAUAGUAGAGAAAUAUCAAAAUUAAUGGUAGAGGAAUGUCAGGUUUAUAGUAGAAAAGUGUCAGAAUUAAUGAUAAAGGAAUAUCAGAAUUGUAGUAAAGAAAUAUCAGAAUUGAUGGUAAAGAAAUAUCAGAAUUGUAGUGGAGAAAUAUCAGAAUUGAUAGUAAAGAAAUAUUAG
Molecule: messenger RNA, 202 nt
Organism: Ambispora gerdemannii
Lineage: Eukaryota; Fungi; Glomeromycota; Glomeromycetes; Archaeosporales; Ambisporaceae
Source: the annotation of a GenBank genome assembly